GGUGGACUGCUCGGUGCUUCUGCGUUGUCUGGCUGUCCCGGAGCUCGUCGGCGCCGGUGCGGAGCGCGGCCGCGCGGUCUCAGUUCCAGAGGCUCACGGUUCUCCUGAGGGCUGCUAGUGUUGUAAACAUGGCGGCCUCCACCGCGGCCGGGAAGCAGCGGAUUCCCAAAGUGGCCAAGGUGAAAAACAAAGCCCCAGCUGAGGUACAGAUAACUGCUGAACAACUUUUAAGAGAAGCUAAAGAAAGAGAACUUGAGCUUCUUCCACCUCCACCGCAACAGAAGAUCACAGAUGAAGAAGAGCUAAAUGACUACAAGCUAAGGAAAAGGAAGACUUUUGAAGAUAACAUAAGGAAAAACAGGACUGUAAUUAGCAACUGGAUAAAAUACGCACAAUGGGAAGAGAGUUUAAAGGAGAUUCAAAGGGCUCGAUCCAUAUACGAGCGUGCCUUAGAUGUAGACUAUCGAAAUAUUACACUCUGGCUGAAAUAUGCAGAAAUGGAAAUGAAGAAUCGCCAGGUCAACCAUGCCCGAAACAUCUGGGACCGGGCCAUAACUACCCUACCACGAGUCAACCAGUUCUGGUACAAGUACACAUACAUGGAGGAGAUGCUGGGAAACAUUGCUGGUGCCCGUCAAGUGUUUGAGCGCUGGAUGGAAUGGCAGCCUGAGGAGCAAGCCUGGCAUUCCUACAUCAACUUUGAGCUGAGAUACAAAGAGGUGGAUCGGGCCCGCACCAUUUAUGAGCGAUUUGUUCUCGUGCACCCUGAUGUUAAGAACUGGAUCAAGUAUGCCCGCUUUGAAGAAAAACAUGGUUAUUUUGCUCAUGCAAGGAAAGUUUAUGAGAGAGCUGUCGAAUUCUUUGGAGAGGAACAUAUGGAUGAACACCUCUAUGUUGCCUUUGCUAAAUUUGAAGAAAAUCAAAAAGAGUUUGAAAGGGUACGAGUAAUCUACAAAUACGCCCUGGAUAAAAUUUCAAAACAAGAGGCCCAAGAACUCUUUAAAAAUUAUACCAUCUUUGAGAAGAAAUUUGGUGAUAGACGCGGUAUUGAAGACAUCAUUGUGAGCAAAAGGAGAUUCCAGUAUGAAGAAGAAGUAAAGGCUAACCCACACAAUUAUGAUGCAUGGUUUGAUUACUUGCGCUUGGUGGAAAGUGAUGCAGAAGCAGAAACUGUGCGAGAAGUCUAUGAGAGAGCCAUUGCCAACGUCCCACCCAUCCCGGAGAAGAGACACUGGAAGCGCUACAUCUACCUUUGGGUCAACUAUGCACUCUAUGAAGAAUUGGAGGCAAAGGAUCCUGAGAGAACAAGACAGGUGUAUCAAGCAUCUUUGGAAUUGAUUCCUCAUAAAAAGUUCACAUUUGCCAAAAUGUGGUUACUGUAUGCACAAUUUGAAAUAAGACAGAAAAAUUUACCAUUUGCCAGAAGAGCUUUGGGAACUUCCAUAGGCAAAUGUCCAAAGAACAAGUUAUUUAAAGGUUACAUAGAACUAGAACUACAGCUUCGAGAAUUUGACAGAUGCCGGAAGCUUUAUGAGAAGUUCCUGGAAUUUGGGCCUGAAAAUUGUACUUCUUGGAUUAAAUUUGCAGAACUAGAGACUAUACUUGGCGAUAUUGAAAGAGCCAGGGCAAUUUACGAGUUAGCCAUCAGUCAGCCACGCUUAGACAUGCCAGAGGUGCUUUGGAAAUCAUAUAUUGAUUUUGAAAUUGAACAGGAAGAAACUGAAAGAACACGAAAUCUUUACCGGCGAUUGCUUCAGCGAACACAACAUGUUAAGGUAUGGAUCAGUUUUGCUCAGUUUGAAUUGUCUUCAGGGAAAGAAGGAAGUUUGACUAAAUGUAGACAAAUAUACGAAGAGGCUAACAAAACUAUGAGAAACUGUGAAGAAAAGGAAGAGAGGCUUAUGCUGCUGGAAUCUUGGCGAAGCUUUGAAGAUGAAUUUGGAACAGUAUCAGAUAAGGAGAGAGUCGACAAACUCAUGCCAGAGAAAGUCAAGAAGAGGAGAAAGGUUCAGGCUGACGAUGGGUCUGAUGCAGGCUGGGAAGAAUACUAUGAUUACAUCUUUCCAGAAGAUGCUGCCAACCAACCCAACCUCAAACUACUGGCCAUGGCCAAACUUUGGAAGAAACAGCAACAGGAAAAGGAGGCUGCUGAGCAAGACCCAGAUAAGGACAUCGACGAGAGUGAAUCUUGAGCUUGUUCGUAUUGAUAAAUGUUUUUAUUUUUAUAAAUAGUUUGGAACUCUUAUGACUCUUUAAGUUUUUGUAUAUUUCACCACUGAUGAAUCAACUAGAAUUCUGGCAACUACUUUUCAAAUUACUUUUAAAUGCUCUUGGGUAAGUUUGGGGUAGGAAUUGCAAGUAAGGGAGUUUUCUAAACUGCUGGACUUUUUUAAUCUGAGGCCAAACAUUUUUUUGUCCACAACAUACACUAAGAAAUGAAUUAGUGUUACCUAUUUUAGGUGGAACUGCUGACUUUUGAAAGAACCUUUUCUAGAAGUUUUCAAAUUACAGCCUGUAGUAACUUUUAAGCAUAUUUGUCUCAUGCUUUUCUUUGUAUUUUAUGCAUCAGAGGCCUAUUUUUUGUCUUCAGAAUCAGACUUGAGUUCCAUUCCCCUUUCAGCCACUUAGUGAUACAACUUAACCUUUAGUUUGUGUAUUCAGUCAUAUAUUGAGCUAAUACUUUGCCAAUUCAUUUUGGAUUAAAUGAUAAAAGGAAUAUACCUGGCACAUAGUAAUUGCUCAAUAAAAUUUCCCCAGCAACUUUCUUAGUCAUUCAUUGUAGAAUUGUGUGCUUGUAUUAAUUUCUGACAAUCCUUACCUCCUUAAUAGUGGCCAUUUAUUAGUCAUUACUUUUGAAGACAUUACUUAAAAAAAUAAUUGUAUUUCUGAACAAGGUAUUUUUUACCAACGACAUUUCAGUUGAGUUUCAUUUAUGCUAUUAAUCAUUAGUUUCUCAAACUGGUUGAGUUCUGUAUGUCUUAGAGAAUAGUUAAUACUUAUGCUGUGAAAAAUGAUGUCCCGUGCUCAAAUUUGGGAAACCUAGCUUAAAGAUAAAGCCUUCUUAGUCAAGUAUCUUUACAGUUAGGUUUCUCAAAGCAUUUGAUGUGUUACUCUACAAGUGACCAGGAACAAUGCUGGCAUGUUUCCCAAACUUAUGGGAAGGAAUCAUUUCUAUGAAUACCUGUAAGCAUCUCCCAGUGCACUGCACUGCAGUAAAAAGUACUACCCCUAACAACUGACACACUAAAUUUUGCUGCUUUAUUUUUAAAAAGUUAUCGUUGGUUUAGAACAUGUGGGAACACCUAAGGUGUCUGUGCUAAAUAAUCAGAUUUAAAAGUAGCAUAAGAAUGUCGUCUUUGGUGACAUAUUGCUCACAUUCUCAAGCAGAAAAAGUACUUUCCUGACCUAAUUGUGUUAUUUAACUUGGCCUGUAUUUUUCAAGCCUCUCUCUUUUGUUCACAGCAUAAGCUGACUAAAAUGGAAUCAAGAAUCAGGACUUUUUUCACCUGUGAUAACUGGCAAAUUCAGUGUUACCCACCAAACAAUUAAAGGCUAGUUAAUGUUACUAAAUUAUAUCUUGAAAAUGAUCGCAUCGGAGGGCAGAAAGAAUAGUACUAGGAUCAUUGAUAAACCGAUUUUUAGCCUCACUGCUUUAGUCACCAGACAAGUGCUAGCUAUUAGAGGGUCAAGUAGUUUUUGACUGUUUAAUACAAGGUCUUGUCAGCAAAAGGAACACUUGUGAUUUUAAGAUCUUUUUUCUUAGUAUGCAGAGUAAAGGUUGUGAUGAAAAUAGAUCACAAUGCCAAAUUACUACUCUUAAACAGAGGCUUCCUAGAAUUACUUGUCUGUCUCAUAAAUGCACAAGAAAAAAGAAAUUCGUGAUCAUGACCUCACUGUAAGCUCUUACUACCACUUUCUGAAAAAAAAAAAACAACUUUUUGGCAGUGUCAGUACGAAAUGCUUGAGAAAACUUAUUCCCUUGGCUGAACAUAAGGA
Messenger RNA from Condylura cristata (star-nosed mole), 3996 nucleotides. RefSeq names its product crooked neck pre-mRNA splicing factor 1 (gene CRNKL1). NCBI's taxonomy places the organism in Eukaryota, Metazoa, Chordata, Mammalia, Eulipotyphla, Talpidae. Gene Ontology annotation, molecular function: protein binding. Gene Ontology annotation, biological process: mRNA splicing, via spliceosome; spliceosomal complex assembly. The record is from RefSeq and is a predicted model, not a curated record. The transcript is spliced from 14 exons. Bases 129 to 2192 code for a protein of 687 amino acids. Gene Ontology annotation, cellular component: Prp19 complex; U2-type catalytic step 2 spliceosome; post-mRNA release spliceosomal complex.